Messenger RNA from Saimiri boliviensis boliviensis (Bolivian squirrel monkey), 407 nucleotides. RefSeq names its product transition protein 1 (gene TNP1). Gene Ontology annotation, molecular function: DNA binding. Gene Ontology annotation, biological process: spermatid nucleus elongation; chromatin remodeling; spermatogenesis. Gene Ontology annotation, cellular component: nucleosome; male germ cell nucleus. NCBI's taxonomy places the organism in Eukaryota, Metazoa, Chordata, Mammalia, Primates, Cebidae. The record is from RefSeq and is a predicted model, not a curated record.
GCAAAGCCCCUCAUUUUGGCAGAACUUACCAUGUCGACCAGCCGCAAAUUAAAGAGUCAUGGCAUGAGGAGGAGCAAGAGCCGAUCUCCUCACAAGGGAGUCAAGAGAGGUGGCAGCAAAAGAAAAUACCGGAGGGGCAGCCUGAAAAGUAGGAAACGGGGCGAUGAUGCCAAUCGCAAUUAUCGUUCCCACCUGUGAGCCCCCAGCGGGCUCUGCCCUGGUGCACUUCACACAGCACCAGGCAGCAACAAGAACAGCAGAAGGGGGACUGCCAAGGAGACCUGACGUUAGAUCAAAGCCAGAGGGCAGCCUAUGGAAUGUGGAUCAAAUGCCAGUUGUGACAAAAUGAGGAAUGUAUAUGUUGGCUGUUUCUCCCCAACAUCUUAAUAAAAUUUUGAAAGCAGAAA